AUGGACCUCCAUGCCAACAAGCUAUUCAGCGAUUUAUCACCGCAAAUCAUAUAUCCGCCAUUGCAAGCUUUACAAAGCAGCAUCAUUCCACAAGGUAUCAGCGCACAUGCCAACUAUGCAAUUUAUGCUCCCAUUCAGGCACCAGCAAGGCAUGGAAACAGGAUGGCCAUGGCUACGGAUCGUCUCCUUGGAUCAUUGAGAUUUGGAACAGCUACGUAG
Molecule: messenger RNA, 219 nt
Organism: Lichtheimia ornata
Lineage: Eukaryota; Fungi; Mucoromycota; Mucoromycetes; Mucorales; Lichtheimiaceae
Exons: 2
Coding region: 1-219 (72 amino acids)
Source: RefSeq, a predicted model, not a curated record